UAUUUAUUAUAUAAUGGCAGCAAAGGAAGACAAGGCCCAAAAUCCUCAAUAUGUCGUCCUACACGCAAAUAAGCAGCCGCGAACCACCAUUUUUUAUGGUGCUGCCGAUGUUGAAGGUCAAGAAAAUAAUAACUUUCUGUUCCAUUGUCAAAGCAUCCGCCAUAGUUUCAUACGCAAGGUGUACUUGAUACUGAUGGCACAGCUGGUAGUCACAUUUGGAAUUGUUGCCCUCUUCGUAUUCAGCGUGGAGGCCAAGAUCUUUGCUGUACUGCAUCCGGGCCUCUUCUGGGUGGCUGUACUCAUCAUGCUGCUGACCAUGUUCGCCAUGGUCUGCUGCGAGAAUGUGCGCCGCGAGACGCCGAUCAACUUUAUAUGCCUGGGUUUGUUCACCGUGGCCGAAUCCUUCCUAAUGGGCAUCUCGGCCAGUCGCUUUGCACCCAUUGAGAUCCUCUUGGCCAUUGGGAUAACAGCUGCCAUUUGCCUGGCCUUGACGCUCUUUGCCCUGCAGACCAAGUUUGAUGUCACAAUGAUGGGCGGUAUACUAAUUGCCUGCUUGGUGGCACUCUUGGUCUUUGGCAUCGUGUCCAUCUUUAUGCCAGGACGAACUAUCAGGCUUAUUUACUCCUCCCUUGCCGCUGUGCUCUUUUCGGUCUAUCUGAUCUAUGACACACAGCUGAUGAUGGGUGGCGGUCACAAGUAUUCUAUAAGUCCCGAGGAAUACAUUUUCGCUGCACUCAAUCUCUACUUGGACAUUAUAAAUAUCUUUAUGGAAAUUCUCGGCAUUCUGAGCAUUACGCACGAAUAGAAAACCAAAUGCGUGGGAAAGGCGGCAGGCAGAGAGAGCAAUUAUCUAAAUGUUUGUUUUUCUGUGGCAUUUAAAUGUGCUCAAGCACACAACACAACACACACAGCCACAUAAAUCACACACGUGUCCAUUAAGUUAUUAGUUGCCAGCAAUAAAAAUGUCACAGCAAUAACAAA
This is a messenger RNA of Drosophila grimshawi, 981 nucleotides long. It is a transcript of the gene Recs1, whose product is annotated as protein lifeguard 1. Gene Ontology annotation, cellular component: membrane. The record is from RefSeq and is a predicted model, not a curated record. The coding region runs from base 14 to 805 and encodes 263 amino acids. The transcript has a single exon. NCBI's taxonomy places the organism in Eukaryota, Metazoa, Arthropoda, Insecta, Diptera, Drosophilidae.